CCGCUUCCGCUCCUUUACGUUGUUGCUCCCGCAGACCUUUACUCCAUGCGUCGUCAAGCAACUGCCCUACAGUGACGCGCAACAGUGCGAAGAGCGAGCGACGGUCGUGACAGGAAGGGUGCUGGUGGUGAAGACUUUGACGGUGGCAUUUUCGUGGAGAGGUGGAGUCUCCCCUCGUGAUAGUGGUCGCUGUGGUGUGGUUGUGCCGCGUGUAUACAUGCGGUCCGAUGCCUGUACGUGUAUCUAGCUGAUAUUUGGCUGGGGUUGGUGAACUGGAUCGUUCCAUUGACGUACGUCCGGGAUGCGCUUGUUCAAGGGUACGAUGACCGGUCCCGAUGUGGCUUCUGCCUGCAUUGGACUGCUGCUGGUUAUUGCUCUGCCGUGCUCUGGCGGAACAGUUGCAACGUACGCAUGUCCGGAAGGAAAAGAGGUGUUCCUCCUGGCCACGAACGCCCGGCUGGACAGCGAGGUGCACUCGAGCGUGUACGGUACUAACCUCACCGAGUGCGUGGAGUCUUGCCGACGAGACGUCAGCUGCCGCUCGCUGACGUUCGUUAAGAACAACACGGAUACGCUGUGUCAGCUCAUGGGAGCUGCCAUCGCCUCCGGCCUGCUCAUGCACGAGCGGACGCUUUCGCCUGUCAAUGGUGUCUAUUACCUCGAGAAGAUUUGCCUCAAAGGAGCCUGCGACCGGCUAUUUGUCGUGGAAUGGAUCCAGGGCAUGGAGUUGGAAGGCCACGACAACAAGGUGCUACAGAACAUUACUCAACAUCAAUGCUUGGAAGCCUGUUCUACGGAAAGAGCCUUCGUCUGCCGUUCAACGGAAUACGACAGUUCAGUAUCCGAAUGCCGUCUCAGCCGUUACGACCGUUUCUCCAGGCACAUUCAUUUCAAGAAGGCCGACCAGUCAGUCAGUUACUACGACAACACUUGCGCGUACAACCCCGUUAAUGGUGGCCAUACAGCGGAAAUCUUGUUGCUAGGCAACGUGGAGCACCCGUACAGCCUGGUAGAAUUCCGAGACCUCUCUGUGAGCGAGUGCGGCGAGAUGUGCCUUCGGAACGCCCUGUUCCCCUGCCGGUCUUUCCUAUUCGGGCGACAAGCUGGCCAAGGCACCUACUGUGGCCUCACGCAUCAGAACAGGGCGGGACUGCUCCAGAAUCCCGGCAGCUUUGAACCGUCUCACAGUCUCAACUAUUAUGAGAUCGCAAGGAACAUUGACUCAUGCGAUGACGAAGACGUCAAGUUCGAGCUGGUUUCGGGCAAGUAUAUGACCGGUCGACCCCUGAAGAGUUCCUUCACGACAUCCCCUCACCAGUGUCUAAUGCAAUGUCGGGUGGAAAUCAAGUGCCGUUCCGUGUCGUACGACUACCGGAAGCGUCUCUGCCACACCCAUUCCGACACGCUGCGGACGGGACCCGACUCCAACGUCAAGGCUAAUCCGGAGAUGAAUUACUUCGAGAAAGUGUGCCUGUCUACCGGCACAUCCUGCGACAAGCAUUGGGCCUUCGAGCGCGUACCGGGCAAAGAACUCAAAGUGGCGGACAAAGUGGUGGUGGAAGCCAAUACCCGUGAAGAGUGUCAAGCUGCGUGCAUGGCUCACACAGACUUCCGUUGCCAUUCAGCCGAGUUCAACUAUCAGCUCAGCGAAUGCCGUCUGUCGGCACAUUCACGCUUCACCAUCUUGCCGUCGGGAGCCAAGUUAGAAGACUCAAAAUUCGUCGUGGACUACUUCGAAAACAACUGCUUUCAGGAAAUCCGGAACUUCUGCAACACGAAGAAACAGCGCGACCAAGAGCUUGUGCUCGCGGACUUAUCCAUCGGAACGGUGUCCUACGAGGACUGCUUCCAGAGGUGCCUGCACAGCGUCGACUUUGUGUGUCGGUCGUUCAGCUUCGAGAAGGAGACGCAGACCUGCUACCUGAGCCACCACACGCUCAAGUCAGCACCCAAGGGUGCGGCGCUUCGCUUACCAGGCACGGACCUUGUGGAACUCGCAGCUUGCUUUGAUGUAUCCGUGGAAUGCGAGCCUCACGUGAUGCGAGCGCAAGUUCGCAGCAACAUGGUGUUCAAGGGGAAAGUUUAUGCCAGGGGAAAGCCCAGUACCUGCUCGCUGGACGUAAGCAACAGUAUGGACUUCACACUGCCCAUCCACCUCACUGGACCUGACUGCGGUACUGUCAGCAAGACGGAAGGCCACUUCGCAAAUGUACUGGUGAUUCAGAGCAACGACCAGGUCGUCACAGCUAUGGACAAGGCCAUCGGCGUCUCUUGCACGUUCGAUGUAGGAAACAAGACCGGGAUUGCCGACACUAAAGUCAUGGACCCGAAGAAGACAGACAGCAGCAAAGGGAAGCCCAACCUCCCCGAUCUGUCGCUCCACAUCCUGGAUAUGCGGGGCAACGAGAGGGAUUCCGUUUCACUCGGGGAGUUGUUAAAGGUUCAAGUGAGGAUGUCGGAAGAAGACACUUACGGCAUAUUCAUAAGGAACCUCAUCGCCAAAGACGGCAUCGGCUCAACAAACCUCACCCUUAUCGACAACUCCGGCUGUCCCGUCGAGGCGAAGAUGAUGCGGGAGAUACGGACCAUCGAUUCGCAGAGCAAAUCCCUGGAAAGCUACUUAGAGGCAUUCGCCUUCACGGGGAGCAGCACUCUGGAACUAGAGGCUGAAGUGGUCACGUGCCUGGAACGCUGCAAGCCGGUUUUAUGCCAAAUACCAACGGGAAGACGAGAAGACGACACAGAAACGGUGACGUCAUUUGGUAGACGACGAAGGAGCGCACACGACCCUCUCCCGUCGGAUGAACUUGGCCAGACAACGUUGACAAAAACCCUUUCCAUCAUGGCUGCUGAAUUUGGAGUCGGAGGUCCAAAAGAAGACGUCAACUACGCAUUUCCGGUCACUGCACCGACGCCAUCUGCUGGGAAGUCGGGCAACAUGGAUGACCUUAUUUCCGAACACCUCGGUGUCGUCUGCUUCGAACCGACAACAUCAGCUGUCAUCGGCGGCAUGCUACUCUUCAUCGAAGUGUUCUGCUUCAGCACGUGCCUCGCUUUCGCACUGCGCAGGCGCAAGGGGAAACCCAAGGACGAACCCAUCUGCUACGAUAACACUGUAGAGAGUUCAGACUUUCCGUGCUCACCGGCCUAUUGAACAUGCGUCGUCGUCUCAAAGGAAUAUGACUACAACUUCACAUUUCUUGUCUUCUGCGACUUCAAAGUUAUAUUUUGUACGACUCUAUCCUUGAAGGUGCACUACACCGAGGCUGAAAAAUGAGACUACGAAGGAGCCGUCUUGACAUUGUACGUGAGUGUUCGAUGAAGACGGCAGCGUCAAUCCUCAACGGACAUUGCAAACUUUUAUUGAGACACAGAUGAUUCGACACGGAUAGACGGACUUACAGUUCUCUUGGUGGUAUACAAGGUACGACUACGGGAUGCGUAAGACUAAGACCAGACUUGGCCUGGACCAGAACGACGAGGAGGAGCCAGUGCCUGCUGUGCUCGAGAUAAGAAACCAACGCGUCUACGACCACAGUUUUCGCAAGACCAAAUCCCAGAGGUCCUCCUUUCCUAGCUAUAACAGAACGAAGGAAAGAUGGCUAGUUCAAGGAGUGGCACUUGCUACUUCCUGGCCACUUGUUCACGGGGAUUUAUCUGUACAACAUCACGCCAUGUGAAAGAUGCUGCACUGGUUAUCUCAUGACCUGCGUCAUUGGUGUUCAUGCUGAAGCAUAUUAUGGUAAUGCAGGUCAUGCAGGACUGCUGAGUCUGCGGUGAACCAGAAUAAACGGGUGCGGUACAUCUGCCGGCAGUGUGACAUCGCGCGGUGUCUCGCGUUUAUAGGGCUAACGUCUCGCAACGGCUUUCCUGAACGCGACCUACACAAAGACGCUCCCAAAGUUCCUGACAUUAAAGCCAGUAUUUCAACAGUGCGAUGGUCACAACUAAACAGUGGAAUUGUGGACAACACAUAGCUCCUUGCAGGUCAACCUGCUCCGACCUGAUCUUUCCAUAUUUAUUCUCCACGUCCCCUUGGGGACAGUCUUUUUGAAAGCGCCCUUGGGUAUACAAAGAUGUAGGGUAUGGGGUAUUCUCUUCUGGUGAAGGUGUUUUUUUUUUUUAUGUUUCGAAAUUCGUUCCAGGGGUGAGCGAUUUCAGCAGUGACAAUGCAUAUUUUAGACAUCGUUACUGUUCUGUGAUCCGGGGGGUGUUGGGGAAACCGUUUUUUUUUUUCCUUUUUGCUGUAUGAACGAUGGUUGCAAUUCUUGCGUGCGUUCUUGUCUUUUGUUCAGUGGUGUGGCUUCCAGAAAUCCAAACUGUUACGUACACGAUCAACUUCGACACAGAACAAGCCUGGUCAUGUUAAGACCGCAAUGCCAAACUCCGUCCAAAAUAUUUGAAAAGGAAAACAUGUCAUGGUCAUAAAAAGCAAUACUGCGACGGUAUUGGAAGAAGUCGUGUUCUCAAUUCUGUACCAUGUUCCUCUACGUUUCUUCGCGAUGAAGAAGUGUGAUCAUUGUUUACAAAUAAAGUGUGGGAGCUC
Ornithodoros turicata is the source of this 4546-nucleotide messenger RNA. RefSeq lists its product as uncharacterized. The coding region runs from base 302 to 3154 and encodes 950 amino acids. Lineage: Eukaryota; Metazoa; Arthropoda; Arachnida; Ixodida; Argasidae. The transcript is spliced from 15 exons. The record is from RefSeq and is a predicted model, not a curated record.